AUGCCGUUGCGUUACCCUGCUAGCGCGCUUCUAGAGGCGUACCGCCUCAUCUGUCUUCGUUCAGUUCUGGAGUACGUCGAGGCCGAGUUCGCCGUUUUUCUCGCGGCAAUGGACCUAGUAGCUGCUGCCCGCUAUGGUGACGAGCCGGAUGACGACUAG
Molecule: messenger RNA, 159 nt
Organism: Bipolaris sorokiniana ND90Pr
Lineage: Eukaryota; Fungi; Ascomycota; Dothideomycetes; Pleosporales; Pleosporaceae
Exons: 2
Coding region: 1-159 (52 amino acids)
Source: RefSeq, a predicted model, not a curated record